Parascedosporium putredinis is the source of this 375-nucleotide messenger RNA. The record is from the annotation of a GenBank genome assembly. NCBI's taxonomy places the organism in Eukaryota, Fungi, Ascomycota, Sordariomycetes, Microascales, Microascaceae.
AUGGCGGGAGAAGAACUUCCCUUGGAAUCUCCUAAGACCGACCUCACCGAAGAACGAACUGAUAAGGAUCGCUGGCCCAUGCCUAAAAUACUCCCGCCCUACCCGAAAGUUAUCAAGAUCUCCGAGCGUCGGAUCCCCGGGCCUUCCAAAACUCUUGCUUCCUGUGAGCAGGUUGAAGUUAUUGAUGGCGGCCAAGAUUCGAGGCCGGUCCUCGAUGAUGAGGGAAACCCAGUGCGCGUCAUCAUCCCAGAGAAGGCCGCCUGGACACCCGCUUUUCCAAAUGACAGACGUUGGUUCGUUGAUGAUAGUCGAAUAUCCAGCCGGGACACUCCAAAGGAAAAUAAUGAAUGUGGAUGUGUGUGGAUGUUCGAGUAA